AUGGGUGGUUUAGGCUGUGAUAAUAUGACUGCAAUUUUGGUGUGCUUGCUUCAAGAAGACACAUCAGAAGCGUAUAUGAUGCGUUGCUCUCGUGAGGUGAUUGUAUCUGCUGCUGGAGAUACAGUUAGUUUGGACAGUGAGCCUUUUGUCACUCCGCAACUAUCUCCUAUUAGAAUUGAAUCCAUGGAGGUUAGCCGUUAUUAUUUUGGAUUAGAUGGCAUUUUUAAAGCUGAGCCUCUUUUUGCUGAGCUAAACAGUCUGGGUAAGUUAAUUAGCGUGGAACAGAGUGAAGAAAAUAGUGAAAACGAGAAACCUCCGCGAGAGUUCUUGAUUGAAUUGGACAAAACAAAGUCAACUAAUGAAAUGAAUGAAUUUCUGGACGUAAAUUCGUACAAUUUUCGUGUUGCUCGAAGUCAGAAAUUAAGGACUUCGGUAGAUGGCAAACAAUUAUUUGUCGAGAUAAAACACUGCGUUGUGAUCAGUCGUCAUCUGCUACCUGGUAACCACGAAGACAAAGAUGAAGACGACAUUUAA
This is a messenger RNA of Thelazia callipaeda (thelaziosis nematode), 534 nucleotides long. The record is from the annotation of a GenBank genome assembly. NCBI's taxonomy places the organism in Eukaryota, Metazoa, Nematoda, Chromadorea, Rhabditida, Thelaziidae.